AGUGCGUCCUGCCUGUGGAUAACACGAGACACUUCUUGUAGACAGCUCUUUCCAUAGAACCUCAUUUGGAUAAAGACUGUGCUCCCAUUAGUCAGGAGCUCUUAUCCUAUCAGUGGGAGAAUCAAUAUGAAUAAUAAGGACAAUUGACCCUGAGGGUGAUAAGGGAUCCAGGAAGGAGGUCUGUAACAGAUAAAGUUUUCUUUAGAACAUGAUGCUGCUUUCCACCGAACCACCAAGGAUAGACCAGGACAGAGACCACAUGGCUGCGAGGAUAUUAGACCUCACUCUAGAGAUCAUCUACCUGAUAACUGGAGAGGAUUACACAGUAGUGAAGAAGUCAUCUGGUGAGUGUGUGACACCCCAUGUGUCAGGAGAAUGGAGCAGGACCCCGGGAGCCAUCACCGAGCCUCCACCUCAUUCACUGAUACAUGAGCAGAAGAUCCUAGAACUUACCAACAGGAUCACUGAGCUGCUGACCGGAGAGGUUCCUAUAAGGUGUCAGGAUGUCACUGUCUAUUUCUCCAUGGAGGAGUGGGAGUAUUUAGAAGGCCACAAGGAUUUGUACAAGGACGUCAUGAUGAAGGAUCACCAGCCCCUCACAUCACCAGAUGGAUCCAGUAGGGGAAAUACACCAGAGAGAUGUCCUAGUCCUCUAUAUUCCCAGUAUUGUCCUGAGGAAAAGCAGAAUGUCCCACUGGAUCAUCAGUGGGAGUAUUUAGAAGGACACAAGGAUCUGUACAAGGACGUCAUGAUGAAGGAUCACCAGCCCCUCAAAUCACUAGAUGAGUCCAGUAGGAGAAAUCCACCAGAGGUAUGUUCCAGUCCUCUAUAUUCCCAGUAUUGUCCUGAAGAAAAGCAAAAUGUCCCACUGGAUCAUCAGGAUGUGGCAAUGUCUGAUGUGCUGUCGUGGAGACUUCCAAGAAACAAAGUUAACGGUUCCUCAAGUCACCACCAUUAUACAGGCCUCUUACACGGAAAGUUUUCUUUCAAUGACCCACCAAGGAUAGACGAGGGCAGAAACCACAUGGCUGCGAGGAUAUUAGACCUCACCCUAGAGAUCAUUUACUUGAUAACUAGAGAGGAUUACACAGUAGUGAAAAAGUCAUAUGGUGAGUGUGUGACACCCUGUGUGUCAAGAGAAUGGAGCAGGGCCCCAGGAGCCAUCACCGAGCCUCUACCUCAUUCAUUGAUACAUGAGCCGAAGAUCCUAGAACUUACUAACAGGAUCACUGAGCUGCUGACCGGAGAGGUUCCUAUAAGGUGUCAGGAUGUCACUGUCUAUUUCUCCAUGGAGGAGUGGGAGUAUUUAGAAGAUCACAAGGAUCUGUACAAGGACUUCAUGAUGAAGGACCACCAGCCCUUCACAUCAUCGGAUGAGUCCAGUAGGAGAAAUCCACUAGAGAGAUGCCCUAGUCCUCUAUAUUCCCAGUAUUGUCCUGAGGAAAAGCAAAAUGUCCCACUGGAUCAUCAGGACGGGGCAAUGUCUGAUGUGCUGUCGUGUAGACUUCCAAGAAACCCAGUUAACGCUACCUCAAGUCACCACAUUUGUACAGGUCUCUCACAUGGAAAGUUUUCUUUCAAUGACCUACCAAAGAUGGACGAGGACAGAGACCUCAUGGCUGCGAGGACAUUAGACCUCACCCUAGACAUCAUCUACUUGAUAACUGGAGAGGAUUACACAGUAGUGAAGAAGUCAUCUGGUGAGUGUGUGACACCCCAUGUGUCAGGAGAAUGGAGCAGGACCCCAGGAGCCAUCACCGAGCCUCUACCUUAUUCACUGAUACAUGAGCAGAAGAUCCCAGAACUUACCAACAGGAUCACUGAGCUGCUGACCAGAGAGGUUCCUAUAAGGUGUCAUGAUGUCACUGUCUAUUUCUCCAUGGCGGAGUGGGAGUAUUUAGAAGGACACAAGGAUCUGUACAAGGACUUCAUGAUAAAGGAUCACCAGCCCCUCACAUCACCAGAUGAAGACUUAAAGAGAGGAUCCGAUUCACACCUCCCUGUAUCUCCAUCUAAUGACAUAGAUAAUAAUUCAUGUCAGAUUGGCAAAACUAGAACUGGGCAAAGAAUAGUUAACAUUCUUUCCACACAUGAGAAAAUUCACAAAGGUAUAAAGUCAUCUACAUGUACCGAACAGGAAAAAUCUUUUAGUAAGAAAUUAAGUCUUGUGACACAUCAGAGGGUUCACACAGGGGAGAAGCCAUUUUCAUGUUCAGAAUGUGACAAAUGUUUUUCUAGGAAAUCCCAUCUCAUUGGACAUCAGACAAUUCACACAGGGGAGAAACCAUUUUCAUGCCCAGAAUGUGAGAAAUGUUUUAGGCUUAAAGAGACUCUUGUUGCACAUCAGAGAAGCCACACUGGAGAGAAGCCAUUUUCAUGUCCUGAAUGUGGGAAGUGCUUUAUUCGGAAAUCAAAUCUUGUGCAACAUCGAAUAACUCACAAAGAGAAGAUGCCAUUUAUGUGCUCGGAAUGUGGGAAGUGUUUUAGUCGGAAAUCAAGUCUUUUGGAACAUCUAGGAAGUCACACGGGGGAGAAGCCAUAUUCAUGUUCAGAAUGUGGGGAAAGUUUUAGUCUUAAAUCAAGUCUUUUAGAGCAUCUAAAAAUUCAUACAGGAGAGAAUUCCUGUUUAGAAUGUGGUAAAUGGUUUAACAUUAAAUCAAAGCUUGUGGCACAUCUAAGAAUUCACACAGGAGAUAAGCCAUUUUCAUGCCCUGAAUGUGGGAAGUGUUUUCGUCACAAAUCAAGUCUUGUUGUUCAUAAGAGAACUCACACAGGGGAGAAGCCAAAUUUAUGUCCAGAAUGUGGGAAGUGUUUUCGUCACAAAUCAAGUCUUGUUGUUCAUCUGAGAACUCACACAGGGGAGAAGCCAUAUUCAUGUUCUGAAUGUGGGAAAUGUUUUAACCAUAAAUCAGAUCUUCUGAAACACCAAAGAAUUCACACAGCAGAGAAGCCAAAUUUUUGCUCUGAGUGUGGAAAAAGUUAUAGCGAUAGAUCAGAUCUUGUGAAACACCAGAAAAUUCACACAGGAGAGAAGACAUAUUCAUGUACAGUAUGUGGGAAAUGUUUUUAUCGUAGAUCGAUCCUUAUGAGCCAUUUAAGACUUCACACAGGGGAGAAGCCAUAUUCAUGUACAGUAUGUGGAAAAUGUUUCUGUCAGAGUUCGAUACUUAUGAGCCAUAUAAGAGUUCACACAGGGGAGAAGCCAUUUUCAUGUACUGAAUGUAAGAAAUGUUAUCGUCACAAAUCAAGUCUUGUUGUUCAUAUGAGAACUCAUACAGGAGAGAAGCCACAUUCAUGUUCAGAAUGUGAGAAAUGUUUUAAGCAUAAAUCAGAUCUUCUGAAACACCGAAGAAUUCACACAACAUAAAAGUCAAAUUCAUGUCAAAAUGUGGUAAAUGUUUUAAUGAAAAAUCAGUUCUUGUGAAAAUCAGAAAAUUUACACAGGAGAGAAGCCAUAUUCAUGUACAGAAUUUGGGAAAUAUUUUCACUUGAGAUCGAAUCUUAUGGACCAUAUAAGAACUCACACAGGAGAAAAGCCAUAUUUGUGUACAGUUUGUGAGAAAUUUUAUCACCAUAAAUCAAAACUUGUGAACCACACAGGAGAGAAGUCAUUGUAAUGUUCAGAUUCUAGUAAUUGUGGCAUCUCCACUAUAACACUCACUACCUUUAGGAUGUCUUCUAUUGUAUUACAGCUGCUUUCUUCCAAAAGCAGUGACACACCUGUCCACAGGGUGUACGUGUUAUUGUAGCUCUGCUCCAUUCACAGCAAUGAGGAAAAGCUGCAAUACCAGUCGCAAACUAUGGACAGCAAUCAUUGUUUGCCUAGUCCCAAAAAUAGAUUAAAAAGUGAUCAAAAAGACUUGCGUUUCUUGUUAUGGUAAUAAUGAAAACUAUAG
Messenger RNA from Bufo bufo (common toad), 3896 nucleotides. RefSeq names its product zinc finger protein 420-like. The transcript is spliced from 19 exons. Gene Ontology annotation, molecular function: DNA-binding transcription repressor activity, RNA polymerase II-specific; RNA polymerase II cis-regulatory region sequence-specific DNA binding; DNA-binding transcription activator activity, RNA polymerase II-specific. Bases 209 to 3367 code for a protein of 1052 amino acids. The record is from RefSeq and is a predicted model, not a curated record. Lineage: Eukaryota; Metazoa; Chordata; Amphibia; Anura; Bufonidae. Gene Ontology annotation, cellular component: nucleus. Gene Ontology annotation, biological process: regulation of cytokine production; regulation of immune system process; negative regulation of transcription by RNA polymerase II.